This is a messenger RNA of Hydractinia symbiolongicarpus, 829 nucleotides long. RefSeq names its product protein TEX261-like. NCBI's taxonomy places the organism in Eukaryota, Metazoa, Cnidaria, Hydrozoa, Anthoathecata, Hydractiniidae. The transcript has 7 exons. Gene Ontology annotation, cellular component: COPII-coated ER to Golgi transport vesicle; Golgi membrane; endoplasmic reticulum membrane. Gene Ontology annotation, molecular function: COPII receptor activity. Gene Ontology annotation, biological process: endoplasmic reticulum to Golgi vesicle-mediated transport. The record is from RefSeq and is a predicted model, not a curated record. The coding region runs from base 50 to 676 and encodes 208 amino acids.
UGGGAGGACGGUGCUCGUGAUUUUUACUGACAGCGGAGCAUGUAAAACAAUGCUCAAAGAAAAGAAAAUGUUUUUAUAUCUGUUGAGCUGGGUGUCAUCUAUUCUUCAUAUUAUAUUUUGCACUUUAUCUUUGGCGGCUGGGUUGUACUAUAUUGCUGAAGCUGUUGAGGAAUAUACUGUUAUGACAGCAAAAAUUAUAAAAUAUAUGAUUUAUGCCACGUCAAUAAUCAUGCUUGGUUUGUUCUUCAUAGAAGGCAUGCCGUUUUACCUCGUCGCUGCAUUGUUAUUAAGCAAUGUUGACCAUUACUUUCUACUAAAUGAAUUUCCAUUCAUCUCACUUUCUUCUCCAACUUUUAUAGCUGGAGCAGUUCUGGUGUUUGUCAACCAUUACUUAGCAUUCCAGUAUUUUGCCAAUGUAUACUAUUCAUUUUCAGAGAUUCUGGCUUAUUUUACUCUCAAUCUCUGGCUCGUUCCAUUCUCAUUUUUUGUAUCACUCUCCAUUAACGAAUACACAUUACCAACCAUGCAAACCAACAAUCCAAAUACAAUAGGCACUCCUGUUGAUAAUGUGUUCAGACGUCCAAAGAGAGCCGGUGUUCUUGGUUUAUUCGACUACCUUUCGGAGAAAAAAGACAAUUUAAAAGAAGAGUUGUUUGGUCGAAAUAAAAUGUUUUAAAACUUCUCUCUUCUUUACAUCAUUUCAAAAAAUAUGAACUGUGGAAUUGGAUUCUUUUGUUAAUGUUGUUGGUAAGCCUUGACUGCAGUUUAUUGAAGCAAUCGUUUUUGUAAAGGAAUAUUUUUAUUUGCACUGUUGCGAUACCAUAGCAGA